AACACUAUAUACGUAUAAACUCUAGUUAUUUAGUUGAUGUUAACUUCGAAUAUAUAUUAUUGUUACAAAAGCUUUCGAUUUCGACUUCAUUCACUAUAAUAAAGAUCUUUUCUAGUAAUUUAUUUUAAUUCAGUGAAGUAGUGAUUUUUUGUGUUUAUUUUUUUGUGUGUUUUUUGUGAAUUUCGAUAAAAUGACGGGCAGUAUUAAACCAGAAAUUAAAGACAAUUAUUCAUUUUAUUUAAGACCUGAAGAGAGAAGUUCAUGGCAAACGUUUAGAGAAUUCUUAUGGGAUCCAAAAGAGAAAAAAGUUUUUGGGCGGACAGGAUCCAGUUGGUCAAAAAUUGGCCUAUUUUACUUAAUUUUUUAUGGAUGUCUAGCAGCAUUAGUAGCAAUAUGUAUGUGGGUAUUCUUCCAAACAUUAGAUCCACGUAUACCAAAAUGGCAAUUAGAUGAAUCACUCAUAGGGACAAAUCCAGGACUUGGUUUCAGACCGAUGCCUGUAGAAGCGGCAGUUGGAUCUACACUUAUUUGGUAUAAGGGCACAAAAGUGGAAAAUUAUCAAUAUUGGAAAGAUUCGUUAGAGAAAUUUUUAAAAGUAUAUAAGCAGCCGGGAUUAAAUCCAGGACGAGGUCAAAAUAUUUACAAUUGUGAUUACGAUCAAUUACCACAAAGAGGUCAAGUAUGUAAUGUGGAUGUAAAUAGUUGGGCACCAUGUCAUGUAGAAAAUGAAUUUGGAUAUCACAAAUCAUCACCAUGUAUUUUCUUAAAAUUAAAUAAAAUUUAUGGUUGGAGGCCGGAAUUUUAUAACGAUACAAAUAAUUUAGAUGAGCGAAUGCCAAAAGCAUUAAAACAAUACAUUAAAACUGUUCCAUCAAAAGAGUUGAACACUAUUUGGGUUAGUUGUGAAGGUGAAAAUCCAGCUGAUAAAGAAAAUAUAGGACCAGUUCAAUAUUAUCCACGACAAGGUUUUCCUGGCUACUUUUUCCCAUAUGAAAAUUCAGAAGGAUAUUUAAGUCCCUUAGUUGCUGUACAAUUCACAAGACCAAUUCCUGGAAUUUUAAUCAAUAUCGAAUGCAAAGCAUGGGCGAAAAAUAUUCAUCAUGACCGUCACGAUCGAUUAGGUUCCGUACAUUUCGAGUUAAUGAUUGAUUAGAGUAAACAUAAAAAAUGCCUAUUGGGUGUUUGUUUAUUGAGUACCUAUACGUGUCUUAAAAAAUUUGCGUUUAAAAAAAAAUUGAGAAAGAAAUCUCAUGUAUU
Messenger RNA from Chrysoperla carnea, 1257 nucleotides. RefSeq names its product sodium/potassium-transporting ATPase subunit beta-2-like. Bases 191 to 1153 code for a protein of 320 amino acids. Gene Ontology annotation, biological process: intracellular potassium ion homeostasis; sodium ion export across plasma membrane; intracellular sodium ion homeostasis. Gene Ontology annotation, cellular component: sodium:potassium-exchanging ATPase complex. NCBI's taxonomy places the organism in Eukaryota, Metazoa, Arthropoda, Insecta, Neuroptera, Chrysopidae. Gene Ontology annotation, molecular function: ATPase activator activity. The record is from RefSeq and is a predicted model, not a curated record. The transcript has 5 exons.